Messenger RNA from Melampsora larici-populina 98AG31, 291 nucleotides. RefSeq lists its product as uncharacterized. The record is from RefSeq and is a predicted model, not a curated record. Lineage: Eukaryota; Fungi; Basidiomycota; Pucciniomycetes; Pucciniales; Melampsoraceae. The transcript has 2 exons. The coding region runs from base 1 to 291 and encodes 96 amino acids.
AUGAGCUCAAGUAUUGAUCAAGAACGGGUCUUCCUAGACGUCAUUGAAAAGAUAAUCAACUUCCUCUGUACCAGUGUACAGAGACAAUCAGAACAGAAAUAUGUAAUUGACGCAGGUGGAAUCUGUUCAAUCAAAGCUUUCGAGAUCACAUGCGCUGUUUCACACGACGGACGGCUCAUAACUUGCACACAACACUGCGCUCGAAAUCAAAUCGUGUAUUCAAGGGGAUUAAAUACUGAUGAAAUAUAUCGACUCAUUUCUAUACGUCAGUCAAAGUUUCACAUCUUUUAG